CGCGGGCGCCCGCCGACAGAGCGCAACCGAGGGCGGGCAGCGUCGCGCGGAACCGGCGGAACGCGGUCGGAACGCCGCAGUCACCCUGCGGCUCCCGCGCUUGCCGCACUACUCUUUGUCGUUUGUUCCGGUCUUCAACAGUCAUGCCUACUGACGAUUCUGAGCGCGGAUUGGCCGCAUGGUUGCGACGCUGGUGGCGACCGCUGGUAGCAGAGGUGGUAGCGACAGCGCUGCUCGUACUGCUCGGUGUCGCAGCUUUACUUCCCGUGGACGGCAAGCAUCCCCCACUCACGCACCCGGCGUUCGCCUUUGGCCUCGUCGUGCUAGCAAAUGUGGAGGCAUUCGGACCUACUUCUGGCGCGCACAUGAACCCCUCUGUGACGCUGGCCGCUCUACUCGACGGACGAAUAGGGCCGGUCGCGGCAGCCGCAUACGUCGUUGCCCAAAUCUUCGGUGCUACGCUCGGAUUCGGUGCUCUCAUGGCACUGGCUCCGGAUGCCUUCAAUUCUGGACUUCACGUGGGCGGUAACGCUCCGGGUAGUGUAGGUGUCGUCGCCGCCGCUGGUGUCGAGGCGCUGCUGACGGGUGUUCUUGCCCUAUUGUGUUGUGCCAUUUGGCGCGCCCACGAUGAAGGCAAGCAAGACCCCACCGUCUCUAUCAAGUUCGGCCUCACAAUAGCUGGACUCGUCUAUGCGGGAGGAGUGAUGUCGAGCGCGAGUCUCAACCCGGCACGUAGCUUUGGGCCCGCGCUGUUGCUGGGCUUCCGUUCCGAUCACUGGGUGUACUGGGUGGGCCCACUGGGCGGCUCGGCUCUGGGGACGCUCCUGCAUCGCUACGUGCUGCGGCCGAGCCGCGCCGCGCCGCCGCGCGCGGAGGACCUGCCGCUCCACGACAAGGCCGACCGUUAGCCGACACUUACAGGGCCCGCGCCAGGCGGGCAGCAGUGUGCAUUACUGCAAGUGAUCGGGCUGUCGUAGAAAUGACUAUGAUAUUGACGAGACUCUUUAACUGCAUACUAAUUUUACCGAAGUGAAUAAACUAUUCGUUAUACUCUUUCGAUUUUGAAGCGCACUGGAACAA
This is a messenger RNA of Vanessa atalanta (red admiral), 1080 nucleotides long. Its product is annotated as aquaporin AQPAn.G-like. Gene Ontology annotation, cellular component: plasma membrane. Gene Ontology annotation, molecular function: water channel activity. The record is from RefSeq and is a predicted model, not a curated record. Lineage: Eukaryota; Metazoa; Arthropoda; Insecta; Lepidoptera; Nymphalidae. The coding region runs from base 144 to 908 and encodes 254 amino acids. The transcript is spliced from 4 exons. Gene Ontology annotation, biological process: transmembrane transport.